This is a messenger RNA of Mizuhopecten yessoensis (Yesso scallop), 1564 nucleotides long. RefSeq lists its product as uncharacterized. The transcript has 4 exons. Bases 270 to 809 code for a protein of 179 amino acids. Lineage: Eukaryota; Metazoa; Mollusca; Bivalvia; Pectinida; Pectinidae. The record is from RefSeq and is a predicted model, not a curated record.
UAUCAUCGUAAUAUUUAUCUCGUUUGUGUCCAAUAGAAAUAUAGCAUACAUUUACCUAAGGUCGAAGACAAGCGUGACCCGGAUAUUACAUUAUAACUGUUACUCCAGGUUUGACUUAUCCUGGAUAGCCCGACCUUAUAAAAACCACCAAUAAGCUUGUAUGUGUGAGAUUGUAACACAGACUUUGUGAACUACUUUCGAACACGUGGUAUUGACAUUCCACCUCGGGUACUGUCACAGCGCGUGGGCGAACCACUAACGGUCCAACAAUGGAGAGUGUUCUUCAGAUGCCGGGUUGGGUUCUGAUCUGGUUCUACUUAACAGCCGCUAUCUGCACUUGGGAUGCAAGCUUCAUUGUUUUCCGACCCCACUCUCUGCCCGGGGGUAGCCUCGCCUACAUCUGGUACCUAUAUAAACACUACGUGACCGUAGACCAGAGAUAUUCUGACCUCAAAGACGAUUUCGUGUUCGCCCAGAGUUUACUAAAUUAUGUGGAAGUGGUCCUGAACAUCGUAGCGAUAAUCAUGCAUUACCGGAAGUGCCGUCACACUCUGCCUUUGGCGUUCACCGUAACCGUGAUGACGUUCUGGAAAACCGUGUUGUACUUCCUCAUGUAUGUCGUCUCCGACACGUACCGACAGAACAACACGACGAUGGAACAUAUCUUCCUUUUCAUCAUUCCCAACGGUUUCUGGAUUGUCGUUCCGUUCAUUGCAAUGGCAAAACUCUGGAGCUUGUUACUUCCGCGUGGCGCAAAUGGCAGCAGCACAGCUCCAAGCACCCGGAGACGGAAAACCAAGGCAACAUAAAGAUUCAUAAUUUCUGAUUUUUGAUAACGCCAGUCUUCCCAAGACUGAAGUGCACUAUUCUUGGCUUUAAAAAAUGUUUAAUUACUUAAGGAGGUAUGCUGUCUUGGCUGUGAAAUUAAUUAAUUAACUUAAGGAGCUAUACUAUCUGACUGUGACAUGAAGACUUAAGUAGUUAUGCUUCACGUCUUGUGUGACACGCAUUUUAUUUUAUAAAAUAGUUUACGUUAUUGACCAGCCCAUUGUCUUAAGGAUUGACAAUAUACAUUGUGCAUGAAUGACUUAUUUGUUACUGUGUAAUGUCACUAAUGUGCAAGGUAACAUACAGCCUUAAGACAAAAUGACGAAAGUCAGUGGUUAAUAUAUACGAAGAAGACCACGAGCUCAAUUUCAUUUUCAUGACGUAAAUUUUAGCUGUAAUCAAAUUGGUGUUUGUUAUUAUUAUUUUUAUGUAUCAUCAUUUUGGUCAGUGAAUCUUUGACGAACUGGAAACUAGUGACAUUAUUUACGUUUCAGAACUACAACCAAUGAAUCAGUUGUCUUCAAUACGAAUUAUUGAUGUAAAUGACAUGUCAUUGACUCAAUUUUUCAAAGUCGGCUGAAUUGUGAAGCAAAUAAUUCAUGUGCCAGGUUUCAUUUGUAAAUUUAACAUUUGUUAGUUUUGAUGACAAGUGUCUCGGAGCUCAUAUCAAAUAUGUUUGAUACAUUUUCAUAUUUGUUUAUGAAAUUUAUGAAUUAUUAAAAGAGUAAUAUUUACA